This is a messenger RNA of Stegodyphus dumicola, 450 nucleotides long. RefSeq lists its product as uncharacterized. The record is from RefSeq and is a predicted model, not a curated record. NCBI's taxonomy places the organism in Eukaryota, Metazoa, Arthropoda, Arachnida, Araneae, Eresidae.
AUGCUUAUAAGAAGUGAAAGAGAAGAAGAUGUAAUGGAAACAAUCCAACAACUAAACGCUAAAUUGGAAAUUAAAAAAAACCUAGGAGUAGUCACCUACUACCUCGGCAUAAGCAUCGAAAAAUUUAAAAGUGGAACCUUUGCCAUAAACCAAAGGAAUAAAAUUGAAGAAAUAUCGAUAGUUCAAAUAUUUGAACUUCAAAACGAAAAACCAACAUAUACACCAAUGGAAACAAACUACUGCAAACUAGAAACUGAAGAUGAUCUUCUAGAGGAUAAUACGCAGUAUAGACAAGCAGUAGGGGCAUUAUUAUAUAUUGCAACAAUCAGCAGACCAAAUAUAGCAUGCUCCGUCAAUCUACUGAGUAGAAGAAACGAAAAACCUCGGAACAUAGAUUGGAAUGCUGUCAAGAAAGUCAUUCGAUAUACUUACAUACAACUAAAGGCUUAA